This is a messenger RNA of Anolis sagrei ordinatus, 3623 nucleotides long. RefSeq names its product solute carrier family 35 member A5 (gene SLC35A5). Gene Ontology annotation, cellular component: Golgi membrane. The record is from RefSeq and is a predicted model, not a curated record. Gene Ontology annotation, biological process: pyrimidine nucleotide-sugar transmembrane transport. Gene Ontology annotation, molecular function: pyrimidine nucleotide-sugar transmembrane transporter activity. Lineage: Eukaryota; Metazoa; Chordata; Lepidosauria; Squamata; Anolidae.
UUGCCGCGCAUGCGCAGAUAUGUGAAAACCAGCCAGGCGAUGUAUACAGAGGGAAAAGGCGCUGCUGUCAGGCCACUGACAACAAGACAACAGAAUGGAGUCCAAAUGCGGCAGUCAGACUUCGCGAUUGUUCAAAUCGACUGUACAUACAUUCCUGUUAGGAGGUACUUUUGUUGCCUUGGGGUCAAGUCGUAUCCUUCUGAUGAAAUACUCAGCCAAUGAAGAUAAUAAAUAUGAUUACCUUCCUGCGACUGUGAAUGUGUGUUCAGAAUUAGUUAAGCUGGUGCUCUGUCUGAUAAUGGCACUUUGGGUAACUAGAAAAGGAGGAUAUUCUCAUAGUGGAUUUGGCUGCAGCUCAUGGAGGCAAUUGUAUAGCUAUAUUAAGUGGUCAAUUCCUGCCUUCCUUUAUUUUCUGGAUAAUCUGAUUGUCUUCUAUGUGUUGUCCUACCUCGCACCAGCCAUGGCUGUGUUGUUCUCAAAUUUUGUCAUUAUAACAACGGCUCUCCUGUUCAGAAUAGUGCUCAAGCGGCAAGUCUCCUGGGUUCAAUGGGCCUCUCUGCUGAUUUUGUUCCUGUCUAUUGUAGCCCUGACUACAGGAACAGGGAGCAACAAGGAUAGCUUGGCCGUGCAUGGUUUUCAUCAUGACAUCUUUUUCAGCCAUUCAAACAGUUGCUUGCAAUACACCAGCCCGGAGGAAGAAUGCUGGGGAAGAAACUGCACGGCAAAGUGGUCCUUCCCCAGUUUGAGUUGGAACGUCACCACUGGUAUAGGCACCUCAAGAACGGUUCACCUUGGCCUAGGACAUCUGCUCAUAUUGGUGCAGUGCUUUAUCUCUGCCUUGGCCAACAUCUACAAUGAAAAGAUAUUGAAAGAAGGAGGGCAGUUCAGCGAAAACAUCUUUGUACAAAACACCAAGCUGUACCUUUUUGGAGCAAUGUUUAAUGGCCUGAUGCUGAGUUUGCGUUCUGAAAACAGGCGCCGCAUAGAAUACUGCGGCUUCUUCUAUGGCCACAAUGCCUUCUCCGUGGCCCUGAUUUUUGUCACUGCCUUCCUGGGACUCUCAGUGGCUUUCAUCUUGAAGUUCCGGGACAACAUGUUUCAUGUUCUGACAGCCCAGGUUACAACUGUUAUCAUCACCACAGUGUCCGUCUUCGUUUUUGACUUCAAACCUUCUCUGGAAUUCUUCCUGGAAGCUCCUGUUGUCCUUUUGUCCAUAUUUAUUUACCAUUCCAGCAGCCCUCGAUGUGUGGAGUAUACAGCUCAGUGGGAGAGGAGCAAACACAGCGGAGGUGCAUGGGAGCGCUCCAGCGGGCAUACAUUUAGAAGAACAUCCGUUGUAUUCUAUGGAGCUGAGAAAAGGCAAUACACUGUUGAGACAAGCCCACAGUCCACUUCACAGGAUGGAGAAGAACUUGAAAGACUUACCAAACCAGACAGCGAUCAUGAUUCAGAGGAAGAGGCCUUAUAGGAAGGUUUGGACUCUCAAAGUCCAGGCAGCUCUUGUCACGUUUUGCAAUUUGAAAUGUGAAGACAAGGAAUUAUGACCGACAAGUAGAGACAAGUGUUUUAGGUAAAUUCAUUAAGGAUGAGGUUUACUGGUUACUGGUACCAGUAUCCACCACCUCAACAAUCACCAAAUUACUGCAAAGUAUUUUUAUGCUGUGAAGUAACAAUGGGAGAUGGCAACCUUUGUCAUGUGCUGCUUAUGACCUUUCUAUAGAUCUCUGUGCUUGGUCUUCAGGUUUUUUAUGGAAUCAGUCUCACUAAAGUCAAGAUUUUUUGCUACAAGAAAAUGAUCAGUACAGAAUGGAGUCCCAAAGGCGUUGGAUGCAGAGAAAGAACAGUUUCAACUACUUGUCUUAGGCCUACUGAUUCUGGUACUUUUCUGUCAUAUCCUUGCUGUUGUGGUUUGCCUCUGUUGAGAGCUGAUAUGAGGAAAGAAUACAUACAAAGAGUUAUCAAGUUGCCCAUCUUAUAACUUUACAAAGGUAUUUGAACUAUUGUAUGACAUAAAAAUAUAGGGAUGAAAUUAUUAUUUUUCAUCACCUUUCGGGAGUGUUUUGUCCAUUAAAUGUGCUAAACUUGUCUUUGCCACUGUGUCUAUAUGCUGCAGGCAAGAGUGAUUGAUUUCAGUGAUGUUUGCCACUUGAAAUGACAAGCUGGUGAUUGGGUUGACUUGUGCAAUACCCAAGUCUAGCUUUUGCCCUCUGGUUGUGUUACUUACUAUUUUUAAUGUAUGUGAUCCACGAGUCUCUCUCCCUGUGUGUGUUGAAACUAGAGUUUGGAAACCUUUUUUUUUUUUUACAAUUAUUUAUUACAGUUCUUCACUUUUCCAAGAAAACAUUGUCUUUGUCCAUGCUAGCGGGCCGAUUUUAAAGUCCAAAAUAGGGUUAGCUAUUCCCAUACAAUUUCCUCUUAUAAAUGAAUGGUUGUGUGCAUAAAUCUGUCUAGCACUUUUUGCUGCUUAAUUAACUGUAGGAAGAACUUGAAAUUAUAUACAAAGCCUCCCUACUUGUGAAUUGUGCAUGAAACCAAAAAAAGGCGUUAUGAUUCCCCAAUUCUCAGUGCCAAACUACAAAGGAGACAAUAGAAAGGGUGGGAAUAAAAUGCAAUGCCAGAAAGAACAGUUUUAAUAGCAUAUUCUAAAAAUUGUAGUAGUGCAGCAAGUAUUUUGGCGUAUAUGAUGAGUGAAAUGUAACAUUUUAUAAGCUGUUUUGAAGGUGAGGAGACAUAUAAUGAUAAUAAUAAAGCACCUUAUCCAAAUUUAUAAAAGAGGUUACAGGAAAAUGCUACCUAUUUUGCAGAAGUCUUAUGGGGUGGAUAGAGAUAGGAAGGCCUAGAAAAAAACCUGGAAAAAUGGGGGGGGGGGAACAGUCCCCUCCUUCCAUUUUUCUGAGCCUUCCCCCCCAAUUUUUUUGCCCCCCCCCCCAGGCCUUCCCAUCUCUAGGGACAGAAUGCUUGAAAACAGUUACCAUAAACCAGGCAUCCUCAAAAUCCAGCCCUUCAGCUGUUUGGGCCGCCAACUCCCAGAAUUCCUGACCAUUGAACAAGCUGGCUAGGGCUUCCAGAAGUUGGAGGCCCAAACAACUGGAGGGCCACCGUUUGAGGAUGUCUGCCAUAAACACUCCAGUAAGUAGUACUUAACAAUAUGCAGUGCUGCUACUGAUUGCAGAGAUAACACCUAUCUUUGCAAUGGGUUGGUAGAAAAGGCCAGUUUCAUUAGUUGGUUCUGAUUGUUCUACUACACACCUGUCUAAAUGAACCAAUCCUUAAUUUGCCUCAGUAUUUCUUCAACAAUACUAUUAUAAAUAAGAGUUUAUUUAUGAUAAGAUUAACUUUGAAAUUGUUUAUAUGUAUGUUGACAUAGGGCUUAAGUGUGCUUUAACUUUUUUAAAAAAAUAUUGUGAUUAUUGAGCAAAUUCAAUACUUCCUGAUUUAACAAGAUGUGACCUCUUACCAUUGUUUUAAUAUAUAUAGAAUGAAUUUGCUGUGGAACUCUCCCUGACUCUCUACCAGUGCCUGGGAUUAACUUAAUGUGGGAUACUUUCGCAUUUUGUUUGAAGUGUUUUACAUUCCAGAUUACUAUGCCACAAAAUCAAAUAAAUCACAGUGUCUGAACAAAA